This is a messenger RNA of Hyla sarda, 11700 nucleotides long. Its product is annotated as mucin-2-like. Lineage: Eukaryota; Metazoa; Chordata; Amphibia; Anura; Hylidae. Gene Ontology annotation, biological process: L-arabinose metabolic process. Gene Ontology annotation, cellular component: extracellular matrix. The transcript has 102 exons. The record is from RefSeq and is a predicted model, not a curated record. Gene Ontology annotation, molecular function: alpha-L-arabinofuranosidase activity. Bases 1 to 10752 code for a protein of 3583 amino acids.
AUGGGCCCCGGAAUGAAAGAUAUGGAGGAAGAUAGCGGAGGAAUGGGAGCAUGGAAAAGGAUCAGGUACUUGCAUGCACCGGCACGGCUGGUUCAGACGACACUGAACCCGGUGUUUGAUCCGGAGAACCUGAGAUGUCAGCACAGAUGGUGUUCGCUGGACGCCCUCGUGUGGAUGGCAUCUGACGUCAGCGGUCAGAGGAAAACGCAGACGGUGGACAAUCCAGAGGGAACACAGGGUCAGCAGCAAAGAAUGGAACAGCGAGUGGAUCCCAAGGAUGAUUGUAACUAUGAAGGAAAGACAUACAAGGAUGGAGAGUCGGUGAUUACGAACUGUUUAAUGUGUGAAUGUGUUAAAGGAGAACUCACAGACUGUUUACACAUCUUGGGUUGCACUGACACGACAACAAAUAAAACACCUUCCAAGGUCAAUGAUAACAUUAAUUAUAAUGAUGACCCAGCUGUCAUUGCAAGCAGUGGCAACAAGGCCCCCAUUCGUGAAAAGCGCUCUAACAUGUUUGGAAAACCCAAAGAAUCUGAUAACAAAGCUGGUGCAGGCUUUUCUCUAACAGGAAUGUUGGGACAGCAACGUGGCAAGAACACAAUGUCCGGCAACAGUGAAGUAAAGGCUUCUGUGGGAAAAGAUAUCAAUAUUCUUGGCAAUAUUCCAAACCUAGCUCCACAGGAGGUUAAAAUAAACACAAGUCUCCAACUAGGCGGAGUGGCUGGUCUUAACAUCCACGGGGGUGUAGGAGUAAAUGGCGGUGCAGAGAAGAGAACUCAGGUGGAACUUACAAGGAUAGCUGAGGAGAAGGAAGAACGUUCUGGUGGUGUUGCUGGUAUUGGCGUUAACGCUGGCAUAAAUGUAAAUGCUGGUGCCGACAACAGGAUUAAGGAAGUGCUUACAAAGAUAUCUGCGGAAAAAGAAGAGAAGAAAAUUGGAUUUGGUGUUCAUGGAAAGAAGACAUCUGGUAAUGGCAAGGUUGACUCAAGUGAAGAAAAUGAUAAUUCAAAAGAAAGGGGUUCCAUCCAGAUUGAACAUGGAAGCAAAAAAGGACAUGGAAAGAUUGAUAUUGAUAUAAAAGGAGGGAGCAAGGAAUCAUCUAAAGAAGACAACUCAAAGGAACACAAAAACUUUAAAACCAUCAAUGUUGGAGGCAAAUUUGGUCAUGGGCAUGGAAGCGAGGAAGACAACUCUAGAGAAAACAAAGGAACUAUCAAUGUUGAAGGUAAAUUUGACCAUGGGCAUGGUAGCAAGGAGGAACAUGGUGGAAUUGAUAUUAAGAUAAAGGGAGGAAACAAGAAAUCAUCUCAAGAACACAACUCCCAAGGAAACAAAGGAGGCAUCAAUUUUGGAGGUAUAUUUGGUCUUGGACAGGGAAGCAAAGAAGAACAUGGAAAGAUUGAUAUUAAGUUAAAGGGAGGAAACAAAGAAUCAUCUGAAGAAUACAACUCUGCAGAAAACAAAGGAACCAUCAAGUUUGGAAAUAAGUUUGGUCAAGGACAUGGAAGCAAAGAGGAACAUGGAAAGAUUGGUAUUAACAUCCAUGGAGGAAACAAGGAAUUAUCUGAAGGAGACAACUCCAAAGGAACCAUCAAGUUUGGAGGUAAAUUUGGCCACGGACAUGGAAGCAAAGAGGAACACGGAAAGAUUGAUAUUAAUAUUAAGGGAGGAAAGAAGGAAUCAUCUGAAGAAGACAAUUCUAAAGAAAACAAAGGAACCAUCAAGUUCGGAGGUAAAUUUGGCCACGGACAUGGAAACAAAGAGGAACAUGGAAAGAUUGAUAGUAGUAUUAAGGGAGGAAAGAAGGAAUCAUCUGAAGAAGACAAUUCUAAAGAAAACAAAGGAACCAUCAACAUUGGAGGCAAAUUUGGUCACGGACAUGGAAGCAAAGUGGAACAUGGAAAGAUUGAUAUUAAUAUUAAGGGAGGAAAGAAGGAAUCAUCUGAAGAAGACAAUUCCAAAGAAAACAAAGGAACCAUCAAGUUUGGAAGUAAAUUUGAUCAUGGGCAUGGAAGCAAAGAGAAACAUGGAAAGAUUGAUAUUAAGUUAAAGGGAGGAAACAAGGAUUCCUCUGAAGAAGACAACUCCAAUGGAAACAAAGGAACCAUCAAGUUUGGAGGUAAAUUUGGCCACGGACAUGAAAGCAAAGUGGAACAUGGAAAGAUUGAUAUUAAUAUUAAGGGAAGAAACAAGGAAUCAUCUGAAGAAGACAAUUCCAAUGAAACCAAAGGAACCAUCAAGUUUGGUGGUAAAUUUGGCCACGGACAUGGAAGCAAAGAAGAACAUGAAAAGAUUAAUAUUAAUUUUAAGGGAGGAAAGAAGGAAUCAUCAGACCAUUCUAAAGAAAACAAAGGAUCGAAUAAGUUUAGAGGUAAAUUUGGCCAUGAGCAUGGAAACAAGAAAUCAUCUGAAGAAGACAACUCUGGAGAGAACAAAGAACACUAUGGAAAGUCAUCUUUUGAAGACAUAGACUUGGACAUUGGCGCUGUUCCCACAUAUAGUCCUGAAUUCACAAUAGAACCGAUCAUCAUUCCCCAGACGGCGCAUUUGUUGUUUCAAGGUCCUAGUGCAAGGGUGACAGAUGGAGUAGAGACAGAGGAACCUGAGAACCCCAGUGAACCAGUGAACCCCGUUGAGCCAGAGCAGCCCCAAGAACCAGCGAAUCCCCCUGAAACUGAGACACCAGCUCCCCCCGUGGAACCAGAAAACCCAAUUGAGCCAGAGGAGCCCGAGGAACCAGUGAAUCCCCCUGAAACUGAGACACCAGCUCAACCCGUGGAACCAGAAAACCCCAUUGAGCCAGAGGAGCCCGAGGAACCAGUAAAUCCCCCUCAACCUGAGACACCUUCUCCACCUGUGGAACCAGAAAACCCCAUUGAGCCAGAGGAGCCUGAGGAACCAGUAAAUCCCCCUGAACCUGAGACACCUUCUCCACCUGUGGAACCAGAAAACCCAAUUGAGCCAGAGGAGCCUGAGGAACCAGUAAAUCCCCCUGAACCUGAGACACCUUCUCCACCUGUGGAACCAGAAAACCCCAUUGAGCCAGAGGAGCCUGAGGAACCAGUAAAUCCCCCUGAACCUGAGACACCUUCUCCACCUGUGGAACCAGAAAACCCCAUUGAGCCAGAGGAGCCCGAGGAACCAGUAAAUCCCCCUCAACCUGAGACACCUUCUCCACCUGUGGAACCAGAAAACCCCAUUGAGCCAGAGGAGCCCGAGGAACCAGUAAAUCCCCCUGAACCUGAGACACCUUCUCCACCUGUGGAACCAGAAAACCCCAUUGAGCCAGAGGAGCCCGAGGAACCAGUAAAUCCCCCUGAACCUGAGACACCUUCUCCACCUGUGGAGCCAGAAAACCCCAUUGAGCCAGAGGAGCCCCAGGAACCAGUAAAUCCCCCUGAACCUAAGACACCUUCUCCACCUGUGGAACCAGAAAACCCCAUUGAGCCAGAGGAGCCCGAGGAACCAGUAAAUCCCCCUGAACCUGAGACACCUUCUCCACCUGUGGAGCCAGAAAACCCCAUUGAGCCAGAGGAGCCCCAAGAACCAGUAAAUCCACCUGAAGCUGAGACACCCGCUCCACCUGUGGAACCAGAAAACCCAAUUGAGCCAGAACAGCCCCAGGAACCAGUAAAUCCACCUGAAGCUGAGACACCCGCUCCACCUGUGGAACCAGAAAACCCAAUUGAGCCAGAGCAGCCCCAGGAACCAGUGAAUCCACCUAAAGCUGAGGCACCAUCUCCACCUGUGGAACCAGUAAACCCCAUAGUGGGAAAAUCUUGUACAUUCAACAAAGAUUCUGUGCCUCAUGGACAAACUGCACAGCUUGACUGUGCUUCCUGUACCUGCAAUGAUGGUUUCCUGACCUGUGUAAAAAAUCUGAACUGCUCAGGGGUCUGUUCAGUGACUGGUUUCCAGAUGAUUCGCACUUUUGAUGGGUCACUGUAUGAUACGCCCGGAGAUUGUAACUACAUUUUGGUCAAGACCUCCGACUUCACCAUUAGCUUGAACAAUAAACUUUGUUCUCAGCUGGACAUAGAGCACAUUUGUAUUGAAUCUGUGGAAAUCUACAUUCCGUCCAAGGCCAACAUAAAAAUUCUUAAAGAUGGAACAAUCUUUUCAUCAGGAGAAACCACAGCACUUCCUUAUAACAUUUUAAACGCUAUAACUGUCUUAAGAAGUUCUUCCACCUUUCUGGAUGUGGCAAGCCCAUUGUUCAACGUACAGUAUGACUUCACUCUUAACCGCCUAUACGUUAUCCUUGAUCCCAGCUACAAAGACCUAACCAGUGGCUUGUGCGGUACCUAUAAUGACAACCGUAACGAUGAUUUCAGGAGCUCAAAUGAUAUGACUGAGACCAUAUCCGGCUUCUUCAGCAAAUCCUGGAAGACACAAUCUCAGUGUUCAGAAAAUGAAAUAAAACUGGAAGACGAAGAUAAAAAAGUAAAUGCUGACCUGAUCUGUGCCGAUGCCUUGGAAAGCUCUCUCUUUGAAGACUGUACUCGUCUGAUCGACAUCCACUCCUACAAAAUCUCUUGUGCCAAUAAUGUGUACAACAAUGAGGAGAUUGGACUGUGUGCGGCUUUGGCAGACUAUGCUUAUCGUUGUGCCCGGGCAGGAAUAUUUGUGCCAGUUAGUUCUUCAUACUCAGACUGCACUCCAAGUUGUAAGGAUAGUAUGAAUUUUGCUACGGAAGAGACAUUCUCACAACAAGAUUGUGCUGAAUUCACAUCUAAGCUUCUAAAGAUUACAUCCUCUAUCCCACUGAAUGAAGCUUGCAUCUGUCCACCUGACCUCUACUAUGAUGCUAGUCUGGAUGAAUGUGUACAGGGAGAUUCUUGUCCUUGCUACAUUAAUAACCACAUCUACAAGAUAGGAGAGACUAUAACUGAUCCCAAGGGACAAACAUGCCCUUGUGAAAGAUUAUUGCAAUGCAACACCCUUUGUUUUGUCAUUGUGACAGAUGUGGAACAAUGCCCUGAAAAUGAACUAUACUCAGACUGUUUAAUUGGCGCUGGAAAGGCUUGUGAGCCCUCUUGUAACAACUUGGCUUUAUUUGACCAGGGAUGUACCCUUGAAUGCACACCAGGAUGUAUCUGUAAAUCUGGUCUUUUGAGGAGCAGUGAUGGAAGCUGUAUACCACUGAAUGAAUGCCCUUGUACCCAUGGAGAUGACACUUAUAACCCAGGAGAGACACUGGCUAAGGACUGUAAUACUUGCACAUGUGAAAAUGGCAAGUUUUCAUGCACCAAUAACCCAUGCAACAAAGUGUGUAAUGCUUACGCUGGAUCACAAUUCUCCCUCUUCGACAAUGUCUGGAAAUCUUUCGCCACAAGAGAGUGUGCAAUUGUGCUAGUUGAGUCUCGUGAAGGUGAAAGACCAUUCUUCAAGGUUGUCAUGCAAAAUGCUCCUAAUGAAGCCAUGGGAGGCGCCCUUCUUAAGAAGACCAUCUAUAUCGCAUUCGGAGGAGCAAGUGUAGUGCUGAGUGAAUUUGAUACCUCAGUGGCACAAGAACUAGGCAGUAGGACUCAACUGAGAACUUACCGAUCAGGAUUCUAUACAGUGGUCCAUUUCCUGGAGGGCCUUGCUGUGUACUAUGACCAACAUCUAGAUGUUAUCAUUCAACUUGAACCACAACUACAGGGCAAAGUUCAAGGUAUGUGCGGUGAUGCUGAUGGAACCACCACUACAGAGCUGGCUAUUAGUAAUAUGGCUCAGUAUGCCUCUCAGUUCCUUGUUGGCGAGUGUCCCAACCAAGAGUCAACACCUCCUCCUCCUACUGAUAAUCACAAGAAGUUUGUGGAGACAAGAUGCAACCUGCUUAGGAGCGAUGACUUUUCUCUGUGCCACACUGAGGUGAACGUGGAGCCUUUUUACCAGGCUUGCGUUGAGGAGACUGAGUCCUGCAGAGAGGGUGACAGCUGUCUUUGUUAUUGCACUUCCCUGGCAGCUUAUGCCCGUGCCUGUUGCCGUAAGGGUAUCACCAUUGAAUGGAGAAGCCCUGACACAUGCCCAUCUCCAUGUGAAUAUUACAACAGAGAUGCUGGAGAAGGUCCAUACCGCCUGGUAAUGAUGAACAGCAAGACCUUAGUGUGCGAUUAUGAUAAACAAACUGUGUCACUGGAAAACAUUGAAACUCUUGGAAACUUAAAGGCUAGUUUCAUGGUUACGCCAGGCCUUUAUGUGGACCAUCAGAAUGGCAGGAAGUUGAUCUCCUUGGAGUCGGCGCAACAUCACAACUUUUUCAUAGUACAAAAUGAUGAUGGAAGUCUGAGUCUUAGCAAGUGGCAACCAAGUGUUAAUUUCCGUAAAAGAGCCACUUUUGUUUUGAGGCCAAGCCGCUGGGUGAAAGGAUUUAAUGCUCUGGAGUCUUACUUAUUGCGAGGACAGUAUCUUUCCCUCAGUGGUGAAGAACUAGUUAUGUCAAAAGUAAAAUCAGUAAAUAUGCUGCAGAUGAGCUUCCAACUAGUCGAGGAAACCUUUGGCUUGCCAUCUUUCUCUAUCUGCACCUGGAAAUACAGAGCUUGUGGAAACCCAUGCAUUCCCACAUGUCAAGAUCCUCUCGGUACAAAGUGCACAUUGACUCUCAAGGUUGAAGGUUGCUACCCCAUAUGCGCCCCAGGAAUGGUCUUUGAUGAAGUUACUCACCGAUGUGUCCUUUUUGCGGAUUGUGUCACCCCAUCUGUCCCUCCACCUGAAGAGACCACCUUAGCACCCACCACACCAUAUGAGCCAUGUAAGAAUGUUGUUUGUAAAGUGGAUCCAUGUUCAGAUGGAGAAUAUCUUCAGCAAGUCUCCUCAAAUGACCCCUGCUGCCCACAAUAUGAGUGCAUUCCUUUGUCAACACUUCCUCCCAAAAUUACCACAGAGGAGUUGUGUAAACAUGUUACGUGUACAGUGCCAAAUUGCAGAGAAGGUCAAUAUCCAAAACAAGUUCCUUCAUCAGACCCCUGCUGUCCACAGUAUGGAUGUUUCGAUUAUCCAACAACCCCUGAAGCAACUACACCAAAUAUCUGUAAAGAUGUCCUCUGUGAGCCACCAGUCAGAUGUACCAAAAAUGGUGCUGCCCUUGUAGAAGUCCCAUGGGCAGAUCCAUGCUGUCCUCACUACGAGUGUCAAUGUAAGGUAGUCUGCGAUCCUCCUCCCUACUGUGGAGAUCUAAGUCCACCAUUAAGAAUUGGAGAUCCUGAUGCUGACUGCUGCCCAGAGUAUGAAUGUCCUGUUGAACCUACAACAACUACCAGACCUCCUUCCACCACAGUUGAGGACAAGUGUGCGAGAGUCUCCUGUCCUACUACAGAAUGUAAAGAAGGUGACACAUUGGUGGAAGUGCCAUCAGAAGAUCCAUGCUGCAAGGCAUAUGACUGUGUUCCUCCUGUUACAACUCCCCAGCCUCCUACGCCAUGUCAUAAGGAUUCAUGCAAACCAGCCAACUGUGAUUCCGGUUAUAAAGUCCUUGUCAAAGAAAACCCAGCUGACCCAUGCUGUCCAUUGUAUGAAUGUGAACCUCCAAUAAUAACUACACCUCCUCCUGUAUGGACCCCAACACCUGGUAAAUGCGACAAUGUUGUUUGCCCACCAUCAAUUGAGUGUGUACAGAGAGGCUCUAGCAAGGUCAUAGUAUCGGCCGAUGAAUGUUGUCCUGUAUAUGAUUGUGAAUGUGCCCCAUGUGAACCUCCUCCAUAUUGUGAUGGAAACAAACCAACUAUGUCAAUUGACCCUGAACUGGACUGCUGCCCCACAUACAAAUGCCCUCCUCAAGUUGCUCCUGAAAAAACAACACCUAUACCAAUCCUGACCACUCCGAAUAUCUGUAAAGAUGUCCUCUGUGAGCCACCAGUCAGAUGUACCAAAAAUGGUGCUGCCCUUGUAGAAGUCCCAUGGGCAGAUCCAUGCUGUCCUCACUACGAGUGUCAAUGUAAGGUAGUCUGCGAUCCUCCUCCAAACUGUGGAGAUCUAAGUCCACCAUUAAGAAUUGGAGAUCCUGAUGCUGACUGCUGCCCAGAGUAUGAAUGUCCUGUUGAACCAACAACAACUACCAGACCUCCGUCCACCACAGUUGAGGACAAAUGUGCGAGAGUCUCCUGUCCUACUACAGAAUGUAAAGAAGGUGAUAGAUUGGUGGAAGUGCCAUCAGAAGAUCCAUGCUGCAAGGCAUAUGACUGUGUUCCUCCUGUUACAACUCCCCAGCCUCCUACGCCAUGUCAUAAGGAUUCAUGCAAACCAGCCAACUGUGACUUCGGUUAUAAAAUCCUUGUCAAAGAAAACCCAGCUGACCCAUGCUGUCCAUUGUAUGAAUGUGAACCUCCAGUAACUACACCUUCUCCUGUAUGGACCCCAACACCUGGUAAAUGUGACAAUGUUGUUUGCCCACCAUCAUUUGACUGUGUACAGAGAGGCUCUAGCAAGGUCAUAGUAUCGGCUGAUGAAUGUUGUCCUGUACAUGAGUGUGAAUGUGCCCCAUGUCAACCUCCUCCAUAUUGUGAUGGAAACAAACCAACCAUGUCAAUUGACCCUGAACUGGACUGCUGCCCCACAUACACAUGCCCUCCUGAAGUUAAACCUAAAACAACUACACCAGUCCUGACCACUCCAACACCUACUACGGAUAAGUGUAGAAAUGUCCUCUGUGAUCCUGUAACGUGCACCAAAAAUGGCGAGACGCUCACUGUUCUCCCUUGGACUGAUGUCUGCUGUCCACACUAUGUCUGUCAAUGUGAGAAAGAAUGUAGCCCUCUUCCGGUUUGUGAGCAUGGAAGACCUCCAUUACGAAUUGGAAACCCUGACACCGAAUGCUGCCCAGAAUACAUAUGUGUAACAGAACCUGUGACUACACCAUCAGUCAUCACGAGUCAAUGUGAAGAUGUGAGCUGCCUCAUUCCAGAAUGUGCACCAGGUUACACUCUAAUUGAAUACCAGGGCACUGACCCUUGCUGUGAAGAAUUCCAAUGUGUGCCUACCAUUAUAACAACAACUGUUCCACCUGAGUCAUGUGAGGGUGUCACAUGCUUUGUACCAGAUUGUCGCGAUGGUGAAAAGCGAAUUGUGAAACCAAACUCAGAUGAUUCUUGCUGCCCCUUGUAUGAAUGUGUACCACCACCAACAGUACCACCCACUCCUGAGACUACCACAAAUGACCGUUGUCGGGAUUAUAUUUGUCCAGUCAUUGACUGCGUUAGAAAGGGUUCCAUUAAAGUGUUUAUUGGAGGAGAUGAUCCAUGUUGUCCAGAAUCAAAAUGCGAAUGUCAGCCAUGCGAACCAGUUCCAAGCUGUGAUGGAUCCCGCCUGGAAGUGAACUAUGCCACAGACACAGACUGCUGUCCAACAUACGAAUGCCAAACAAAAACAACAACGCCAGAACCAACAACUCCUGUCAUCACUGUUCCAACAACUACCCCUAAUGUAUGUGAGAACGUGCUCUGUGAGGCUGUGCCCUCCUGUACCAAGGAGGGAGCUUCUAUCAAAGUCAUCCCCUGGGCUGAUAUUUGCUGCCCCCACUAUGUGUGUGAAUGCACACAUGAAUGCAAUCCCCUUCCUGUAUGUGAAGGUGGCAAGCCACCAGUGAUAACACAAGACCCUGAACUCUACUGCUGUCCAGAAUUUAUAUGCUUACCUCCAGAACCUCCUACACAACCUCCAAAGGAUGAAUGUGAGGGUGUUAUCUGCACUCUGCCAGAAUGUGAUGCACAGUCUUUCCUGCAAGAAGUUAACAUACGGGACCCAUGCUGCAAUCACUAUGAGUGCGUACCCUUUCCUACUACUACACCGGCUCCAACGCCUUGUGAUGUGUCCAAAUGUAAAGUCCACAACUGUAAUGAAGGUGACACAGUAAUAGUGAAGGCCAACGAAGAUAAUAAGUGCUGCCCCACGUAUGAUUGCCUACCCCCAACACCCAUACCUACGACACCUCCAACCAUUCCUGAAUGCAAAGAUGUCGAGUGUCCAGUGCCAGACUGCACCAAGAAAGGAGAGAUUCCAGUGUUUGUCACAUGGAAGGACCAUUGCUGCAAAGUCUUUGAAUGCCAGUGCCAACCAUGCAAUCCACCACCUUAUUGUGAUGGACUCAUCCCACUUGUAACAAUCAAUACAGAUACCCAGUGCUGUCCAACCUAUGAAUGCCCUCCUCCUCCUCCUAUCACAACAACUACAACAGUUAUAAUUUCGACCACAACUAGGGAUGUCUGUGAGGACAGAACUUGCCCAAGGAAGACCUGCAAAUCAUAUGAAAAACUGGUUACACGUUUUAACCCCUCUGACCAUUGCUGCCCAAUUCAGACAUGCGAAUGUACUUGCAACACUGUACCAACCUGUGACGGUGAUGAGCGGUUAGUGGCUGUGAAACAGAACAACCAGUGCUGUCCCAAGCUCAAGUGUGAGAAAAAGAGGGACGACUGUCACGCUGUUCCCACCCAUGUAAAACUAACAUCCGGAGAAUGCAAUGCCAACGUCAUAUUAUCGUCUUGUAGUGGAUACUGUCACUCUAAGACAGGCUAUAGCAGCCUCUGGAUCCCAGUUACCCAUUGCCGCUGCUGUUCAGUAACAGAAACCCUUUCCAAGACUUUCGAGUUACCUUGCCCAGAUGGCACAAAAGCCCUUGUAACAGUGUACGAAGCAACGCAGUGUGGGUGCAACAGAUGUGCUGAAGGCGAGGAACCCAGUGGAUCUGGCAGUGGCAGUGGCAGUGGCAGUGGAAGUGGAGACAUAGGCAGUGGGUUCACUCUGUGGUCACCUUUUGAAAAAAGUAUAUAGUUUUUGCAUUUAAAGUGAAGGAACCUUUACCAAAGAUGCUGCUCUAAACUUCUUAAUAUAUUGUAAGAGGGUUUUUUCCCCCCAAUGUUUUGAUGGUAGAAAUCAGUCAUUUUUACUUAAAUGUAACAUUUUGUAAAGAGUUCUUAAGUUGCCUUUGCCUACUAGCAGUACCAACCAUUGUAUGGUCGAAAGCGUAGCUACAAAGUUUUUUUGGGAAAAUAACUGCACUAUGCACUAUUGUCAUUUUUCAAAAUUACUCUUAUGUUUGGCACAUAAAUAAGUGAUCAGAGCGCUGUUUUUCCCCACUUCAUGCCGCUCGUAACACUGCCUUAGGAGCCAACCCCUUGCUCUGUCUCCCAAGUAACCGUACAAAGCUCAAACCCAAGUGCCGUGUAUCCCAUUACACUGGGUCUCAUACUUAGAUAAACUGUAGCUGAAAAAUAUGACAUUCAAUCGAGCAGGCACUCCAAGAACGUUGGUAGCAGAAUAAGAUGUACGAUGAAACUUUAUUGUCCAAUUAUAAGCGCUUUCGGGAACUGACCGUCCCCUUCAUCAGAUAGACGGACUACAACUAACAUCAUGUUCACAAACCAUUAAAUACAAGUAUACAGGAAAAAAAACACAGCUGGUGCCCGCCUCUUUAAUGUUACCAGGUUCCACCUGUUUCCAACUAUAACUUUACAUGAUCCAUAAAACAUAAGUCAUAAAACAUAGAACAUAAGACCAGUGUUACCGGGCUCCACCUGUUUUCACCUGUUUCUUUAACUUUACACAAUCCAUAAAACAUAGCAUAAGACCAUUUCAUAAACUCAUACAGUAACUGUAGUCAUUUCUGCCGGUGUCUCCAUGUCCCGUAGCUCCGAGACCAGAAGGGACAUCUGUGUUGUGCGGUCACAUGAUGCGGUCAAGAUCACAUGACGUUACCAUGUCAUGUGAUCUAAAUGGAAC